GCUGAUCUUAAAGGCACAAUGAACUCCAUGAUCCUCGUCGUCUUGUUGGCUGUCUCGGCAGCAGCCAGUCCCCAGAGGAAUUCUUAUGCCUAUGGCCCCCCUCAGGAUUCGUCAGAGGAGUCCUACGAGUCGUCGGAGGCUUCGUACAACUUCGACUGGGCUGUCAACCAUGCUGAUUCCGGAAACAACUUCGGCCACCAGGAGGCCCGUGACGGCGACCACACUCAGGGAUCCUACUACGUGCAGCUCCCUGAUGGCCGCUUGCAGACCGUCAAGUACUUCGUGGACGGCGACUCCGGCUACGUGGCCGAAGUCAGCUACGAGGGCGAGGCUCGGUACCCCGACUCCUUCGAAUCCUUUGAGUCUCGGGAAUACAGACCUCCAAGGCCCGUGUAUGGCUGAGGAUGAGAAUGAGCUCUGACACAGUUUUUUAUGAAAUUUUAUGUGCAAUAAUAUAUAUAUAUGUUAUUAGCUUUUAUAUUUUUAUAUUUUUAUUCCGGACAGAAUUUUAGUUUGUGAAAGGGCAGCUUAUGGUCACUUCGCUCUGUAAGUCCUCAUUCUUCUACCUUUGUAAUUAUUCAUUUCGUCUUCUCACUUUCUGUUUGUUUCUUAACUUGCAUAUACAUUUGUAAAUAGUUUUUUUUAUCAAAAAACUCGAUGAAAAUCCGUAACUUCUCUCUCUCUGAAAUUUACCAUAAAUAUAGCAUGGGUGAGUGUUAAUCUGUCUCUUUAUAUAUGCAUGCUCAUAAACAUGAUUUGCUUCCUUUUAUAUACAUACAUACAUAAGUGUGUGGGUGUGUAUGCCUUGCUUCAUUUUAUAUUUGAUUUGCACCAAUAAUUAUGUUUCUGUUGUUAUUUCUAUUCAUAAUUUUAUCACCACAAAGAUGUCUUUAAAAUUAUUUUGCAGCAUUGCGUGGUAUUCAUGUUCGUUCCGUGCAGUGUGAUCACUGCAUUAUGUAAAUGUAAGAUAUUGCAAUGUUAAUAAGGAUCAAAAUAAACGGAAUUUACUGCA
This is a messenger RNA of Penaeus indicus, 1012 nucleotides long. RefSeq names its product pro-resilin-like. The coding region runs from base 19 to 402 and encodes 127 amino acids. The transcript has 3 exons. Gene Ontology annotation, cellular component: extracellular matrix. Lineage: Eukaryota; Metazoa; Arthropoda; Malacostraca; Decapoda; Penaeidae. The record is from RefSeq and is a predicted model, not a curated record.